Molecule: messenger RNA, 1999 nt
Organism: Cuculus canorus (common cuckoo)
Lineage: Eukaryota; Metazoa; Chordata; Aves; Cuculiformes; Cuculidae
Product: BRD4-interacting chromatin-remodeling complex-associated protein-like
Exons: 8
Coding region: 1-1968 (655 amino acids)
Biological process (GO): positive regulation of DNA-templated transcription
Cellular component (GO): SWI/SNF complex
Source: RefSeq, a predicted model, not a curated record
AUGGAGGAGCCAAAGAAGAAGUUAGCAAGGGCCAAAGGAGAAAAAGUUGGCACGGAUGAUGAAGACGGCCGAUGCCUGCUAGAUCUGCAUGCACUGGAGGAGUCCUCGGGAAAACCUCUGAGCACAGAGCCGAGUCGGCCCCCCACCAACGUGGACCCUCGCCUUUUAGAAGAUGAAGACCUGGGCUCACCAUCCAGCAGCGGAGUGAACCUGAAGAACUCGCAGCAGCCCUGCAACAUCCUCCAGCAGCCCGUGCACCAGGUCACCACAAAGCCCUUUGGUUCCAACACUGCUGUGACCACGCAGAACAAAGCCGCCCUGCAGCAGCAGAAGGUCCAGCAGAACCUCUCUGCCCUGACCAGCAAACCCGGGCAGAACGUGGUGCUGUUGGGCUUCCCCCAAGGGCUUCCAAGCGACACCUUCAAGCAGCCACUGCCACCACAGCAGCGAGCCCCCAGCAAGCCCAGGAGUGUCCACCUGCUGAGCCAGGGCAGCAGCAGCAGCAGCGCCACGCAGCACGUCGCGCAGGCCAUGCUGCAGGGCCAGAAGCAGAUCCUGCUCCCCGGGCAGCUGGCGGGUGCCUGCGCUGUGCAGAUCCCCCAGCAGCUCUCGGCCCUGCAGACCAACAUGGGGAGGCAGAUCCCGAGCACCUCCCGCCCCAGCGGACAAGCCCACACCACAACCAGCCAAGGGCCGGGCGCACGGCUGAGCAUCUACCAAGUCUUGCCAGCCCACAUCCUCUCCAGCCAGCACGUCGCCGGGCAGCUGAACCUGUGCCACCUGCUCCCAUCGCAGAGCACCCCUGGCACCGCUCACAUCCUAUGGGCUCCCAUGCAGCUCCAGCCCAGCCAGGUUCCUCGAGGGAUUCUCCUGCAGCAGAAGCAGCAGCCCCCCACCAGCCAGGCCCCCUCCGCGCUCGGCACAUGCAGUGCCACGGUCUCCUCCGGGAUGGUCAGCAGGCAGGGACAGGCGGUGGCGGCCACGGCAACAUCAGGGACCCCCAUGCAGAGCCACGCGCCCACUGCUGCCCUCCCACCCUCCUCUGCAGGAAAAAGGCGGUGGGAUGCCACCUGUCAGCGCAGGGAGCCAGGACCAGGGCCAUCCAAACGUGCUGCUCGGUCACGCCCAGGUGCUUUUGGUAACUCUCUGCUUUGCACUGAAACGUCCUGGGGGAAUCCAGAACAGCGUUACUUAACCACAAACCCAUCCGCUUUCUCUCUGGCAGGCAUUUCCACCUCAGUUCCUGGGGACAGCAGAGCCUUCCCCAGCACUUCCACGCUGGUCUCUCCUGGGAAGGGGACUGCAGCCCAGGGGAGGUCAGGGACAGCUCAUGCCAGACAGCAGCCAGUUCAGUACGACAGCGAACUCCAUCCAAAGAAAGCCUCGACACUGCAGCCCGGCAAGGAAGCCUGUUUCCUGGAGCAGCUGCACAAACACCAAGCCAUGGUGCUGCACCCUGACUACCGGACCCCAUUCCGCUCCUUGGACGACGCCGUGCAGCGGCUCCUGCCCUACCACAUCUAUCAGGGAACGCUGCCCUCCGACGAAGAGUGCAGGAAGGUGGACGAGGAGUUUGAGGUGGUGUCUGCCCAGCUGCUAAAGCGCUCCCAAGCCAUGCUGAACAAGUACCGCCUGCUGCUCCUGGAGGAAUCCCAGGUGAGCCCAGCGUCCUGCUUUCCCCAGGGGUUGGAAGCGCAGGCAUUUGUCCAAGACCGCCCGCUUUCCUGGGUGGAGUUUCCCUGUUGCCUGGGUGGGCUACAGCCACAGAGGAGCCAGUGGGGACUCAGCCCUGGGCUUUCUGCACGAACUGGGAAGCUUUCCUCUCCCUGCCGUUGGCUCCGACUGGUCUCCGCAAGCCCUCGGUGUUUCUAUUGUCUUGAAUUUGGCAAAAGGCAGCUCCUUGUGAACAGGGAUGGGAAUAAUCUGGGAGAAGAAGGAACUCCAGCGUGUCAUGGUGGCGAUGUGUAACCGCAGCUGCUCUUCCUCCCUGUCCUUUUCU